AUGAGGCGAAUAUGUCCGCAGUUCGCUGCUAUUCAGACAUCUUCUCGACUUUAUUCAACUGCUACUGGAACGAGCAAGAAUUCGACAAAAGGUCAGCCGUCGGCUAAUACUUAUACUGUAAUCUAUCGGAAAAAUGAACGAAGAAAACCGGCUGAUACGUUCGGAACAUUGAGUUCAUUUGAAAAAAAACUUUUGCCGUUAAAAAUAUCUCAUGGUCCGAAGCAAAAGAAUAAUGCUUUCGAAGAAGUUAGCAGCACGUUCGAAAAGGAAGAAGAUGACGAAGAUAUCGGCUGGACAUCCAGUUUCUUGCGAUCGAAGCUCAAGGACAAUAACAAAGAGUUGCCUAUAAUCACAGAACCAUUGGCAUUUGGACAGAAACAACGAAAAAAAUUAAAGAAAAGAAAAGAAGCUGAAGAGGAAUAUGAGAAAUUAUAUGGUGUAGAUCGAAGUACAACAAAAGUUAUCAUUGAGUGUGCUAAAAAGGAAUAUAAUCAUUAUGAAGGUAUGCGAUAUCCUCCUGGUGAUAUACAGUUAGCAAGCACACACUGGGCAAAAAGCAAAUAUAAGAAUGAUUGGUUCACUAUUCAUCCGGUCAUGAGAAAGGUUUACAAAUCACUUAAUUUUCAUAAUCCAUCAUUCAACCGUGAUGAGUCGUUUUCUUGGGAUGAAAAUGUGCGUCUACUUGAUCCAGUAAUCAUCGAUAAUGCCCGAAAGCUCGGUUUUCGCGUGCCAACAGUCAUACAGCGUCGAGCAUUCCGAGCCUUCAAAAGUGAUGCACACCUUCUUAUAACUGCUGAAACAGGUUCAGGCAAAACAGCGGCAUAUGCUGCGCCAUUGUUAUCUGCUUUAUUGCAAAAUAUGGAUCGGCAUGCAAAAGGCGUUGUGCUAGUUCCUACACAUGCAUUGCGGAUGCAAACUUCACUGAUGAUCAGCAAACUUGCCGAAGGUACUGAUAUUAAAGUCGUUGGAGGUAUUGAGAGAUGGCGAAGCAAGAAGGAAACCAAGGAGGAUUGGAAUGUCCUUGUUAGUACACCCAGUUUUUCUCCUGAAUUUUUAACAUCUUUCAAUAUUGAUUAUAUUGUUUUGGACGAAGCCGAUAUGUUACUCGAUGAUAGUUUUCUGAAUAAUAUCAUUGGACUGCUCGGUCCUCUUAAAAUACGAUACUCAGUAGGCGAUAAGAAUGCUACAGAUGGUGUACGUUUGGUUUUCUCAUCCGCUACAUAUCCAGAUCAGUUGCAACGGAUUGCUGAGAGUAUAGUGGAUUAUGAACAUUUGUACUGUGUCAAAACUGAGAAUUUGCAUCGCAUUAUGCCUCACAUAAAACAAACUUUCAUCAGAGUCAGAGAAACAGACAAACUAGAGAAAUUGAAGGAGUUACUCCAGAAAGGACUCUCUUUUCCCAGUGGGCAAACUUUAAUCUUUUGCAAGGAUUUAAAAAAUGUAGAGUUGGUAUCAAGAUCAUUAAGAGAAGUGAACAUUGAGCAUACUUGCCUGAGUAGUGGUUGUCGAAUUGAACGGUUGAUUGAUGAAUUGCGCAACGGUACUGUGCGUAUUAUUAUAGCGACGGAUGUUGCUAGCAGAGGUUUAGACUUUCCUCAGUUGAGGCAUAUUAUUAAUUACGAUUUUCCGCGGCAAAUUUCGGACUAUGUCCACCGAUGCGGUCGAAUUGGUCGCAUUGGAAGUUUGCAUAAAUGUUUGAUGACAUCAUUUGUCAGACGAGCUUGGGAAGUGAAGCAUGUGAAUUCCAUUGAAUUGGCUGCACGACUUCAUCGGAUAAUCAAAGAUGUGGAAAUGAAUGAUCCAGCGAGAUUGAGGGGUCUGCAGAGAGAUUUGAUUUUAUGA
Molecule: messenger RNA, 1842 nt
Organism: Cercopithifilaria johnstoni
Lineage: Eukaryota; Metazoa; Nematoda; Chromadorea; Rhabditida; Onchocercidae
Source: the annotation of a GenBank genome assembly